Molecule: messenger RNA, 2359 nt
Organism: Cynoglossus semilaevis (tongue sole)
Lineage: Eukaryota; Metazoa; Chordata; Actinopteri; Pleuronectiformes; Cynoglossidae
Gene: hcls1
Product: hematopoietic cell-specific Lyn substrate 1
Exons: 16
Coding region: 153-1676 (507 amino acids)
Biological process (GO): regulation of actin filament polymerization; cell migration
Cellular component (GO): plasma membrane; site of polarized growth; actin filament
Molecular function (GO): actin filament binding
Source: RefSeq, a predicted model, not a curated record
ACCAUUAACUUGUUCUAGUGCCGGAUGCUCGUUCACUGCGACAGAAACUAUAAGACUCAAUAGCUCCCGCUGUGACGUGUACAUAGAAAUAUAUACAAAGUUAGUCAUAAAUAACAGUCUAAACCUGGAUUUACUGCACUGAAGAUUGAAAGAUGUGGAAGUCAGUGGUGGGCCACAAUGUGAAUGUAAAGGUGGCUUCAGAGGGAGACGACUGGGAGACAGACCCUGACUUUGAGAAUGACGUCUCAGAGCAGGAGCAGCGCUGGGGAGCAAAGACCAUCGAGGGCUCAGGACGUAAAGAGCACAUCAGUGUCACAGAGCUCAGAAGCAAAGUGACUGUGGAACAUGAGCACGGGAAGCAGAAGGAGAACAUUCCCAAAGCUUCCUAUGGAUACGGAGGGAAGUUUGGAGUGGAGAAAGACAGAAUGGACAAGGGGGCUGUGGGCCACGACUAUGUGUCAAAUGUGGAGCAGCACUCGUCUCAGACAGACGCUGCUCGAGGGUUUGGAGGGAAAUUUGGUGUCCAGAAAGACCGCAUUGACAAGUCUGCUCUAGGUUUUGAAUACAAAGGAGACGUGGAGAAACAUGCGUCUCAGAGAGAUUACUCAAAGGGAUUUGGGGGAAAGUAUGGAGUGGAGAAAGACAAAGUGGACAAGGCCGCUCUGGGAUACGAGUAUAAAGGCCAGACGGAGAAGCAUCAGUCGCAGAAAGACUACUCCAAGGGAUUUGGGGGGAAGUACGGCGUGGAGACGGAGAAGGUGGACAAAGCUGCCCUGGGCUUCGACUACAAAGGAGAAACUGAGAAACACGAGUCACAGAGAGAUUAUUCCAAAGGAUUUGGAGGAAAGUUUGGUGUCGAGAAGGAGAAAGUGGACCAAGCAGCGGUGGGUUAUGACUAUAAAGGUGAAACGGAGAAACAUCAGUCACAAAAAGAUUACUCAACAGGGUUCGGAGGUCGAUAUGGAGUCCAGGCAGAUCGACAGGAUAAGAGUGCAGCCGGUUUCUCAGACAUGCACUCUCCAGGCUCUGCCUAUGAAAAGACUCAACCAUUUGAGGCUGCGAGUGCAGAUGCAGGAAAGUUAAAAGCACGUUUCGAGGGCAUGGCGAAGGCCUCGGAAGAAGAGAACCGCAAGAAAGCAGAAGAGGAGAGAGCGAGGAGACAAGCCAGGGAGAAGAGGGAGCGAGAGGAGGCCAAACAGAGGGAGCAGGAACAGAGGAGCGAAGAAGAAGAAGAAGAAGAAGAAGAAGAACAAGAAGAACCUUGUCCACCACCUCCUCCAGCUGUGGUUAAGUGCGAGACGCCUCCACCAGCAAUACAAACAGCUGCUGAUUCAGAGGAUGAACCACUGUAUGAAGAGCCACCUCAGGAUUAUAAAAAUCCCGAACUGGAUGCUCCGCCUCUGCCUGAGAGAUCAGAAGAGGUGGAUCAGGAUAGAGACUACGACGAUGUUAUUCCACCUGAGGAGAAGCCAGAUGAGCGCGAUGACGACUACGAGAACAUGUCUGGACAGAAAGCUGUGGCCGUGUACGACUAUCAGGGAGAGGCUGCGGACGAGAUCUCCUUUGACGUGGAUGAUGUCAUCACCAACAUAGAGAUGGUAGAUGAAGGCUGGUGGAAGGGACAGUGUCACGGACGUAUCGGUCUGUUCCCGGCUGCUUACGUUGAGCUCAUGUAGUUUUUUAUUUUUAUUUUAAGAACACAAGCUUCACUCAGACCGUGGUGGUGACACUUCACCUCCCACAGAGAAAUCACUUGUUAUUCAAUUACAGACUGUUUUAGACAUAAUGGUCAACUUUGUGCUGAUAGAAAUGGAAUUAAAUGUAAUUUACUGCAGUUUAGGUCUGACUCUUAUUCCACAGCACCAGUUAGACUUUUGAAAACAUUUGUUAGUUCUUUUUUAUAAAGAAUUAUAUAAAAACUACACAACUUUUAAUUGGUAGCUGCAUAAACGUGGUCCAGAGCUCAUGGUACAGUUCUUUAAUUAGAGAAUCGUUAUUGUUUUUUCCUCUGAUAAUGAAAACCCAAUAAUGCAAUGCCUGGGUUAGAGAAGAAUAGUUUUGGAGAUAAACGGCUGUAUAUUAAAGUGAAAGUCACUAGAUGGCAGCAUUGCAGCUCAUUUAAUUUAUCUAUUUUAAUAAUCAGGGUUUGCACAGGUAAAUAAAUAAAUAAUACCAAACCUAUAUCAGUAUUGGUUGAUAUCAGAAUAAGUAAUUACGUUUGGACAAUAUUGGCAUAUCGGCAAAAACUUAUUAUUAGACAUCCCUACUUUGAAUGUGACUCAGAUAUUCAUAUCAGAUAUUUUCUUUAGGUUUUCUACAGCUUGAAUUUCAACUUUAUAUAAACAUAAACGACCUCUAA